Molecule: messenger RNA, 608 nt
Organism: Callorhinus ursinus (northern fur seal)
Lineage: Eukaryota; Metazoa; Chordata; Mammalia; Carnivora; Otariidae
Gene: MRPS18C
Product: mitochondrial ribosomal protein S18C
Biological process (GO): mitochondrial translation
Cellular component (GO): mitochondrial small ribosomal subunit; ribosome
Molecular function (GO): small ribosomal subunit rRNA binding; structural constituent of ribosome
Source: RefSeq, a predicted model, not a curated record
CGCGGAACCUUUGAACCGAGUACUCGGGCCAACAGGGGAAGAGCAUCGGCGGGGACUUGUCAGGACGAUUUGGAAAGAGGAAAGGAAGAGGAGGAGCGAGGAUCCAUGGCGGCUUUGGUUGCUGUUUGUGGUGAUCUAGGGAGGAAAAAGUUAACGCAUUUCGUAAAGGCUGCUCUCUGCCUCACAGAUCCUGGGACUCACGCGGUGCUAUGGAGGAGUUGUUCACAAUAUAAGCACGUAGCCGGCAAUGAGGACCUGCCCGUUCCAAUGGAAAAUCCUUAUAAGGAGCCUCUUAAAAAAUGUAUCUUGUGUGGAAAACGUGUGGAUUAUAAGAAUGUACAGGUCUUUGUGGGAAGAAACAGAAAGAAAUCACAAAAGCAAUUAAGAGGGCGCAAAUAAUGGGUAAGAGCACCUGAAAAACUGAAUUGGGCCAGUCAAAAGUUUGCUCAUUAUCUUUUGUGAAGCACUUUCAUUGUCUUUUACAGGGUUUAUGCCAGUUACAUACAAGGAUCCUGCAUAUCUCAAAGACCCUAAAGUUUGUAACAUCAAGUAUCGGGAAUAAAUUAUAGGAGUCUUAACAUCCAUAAAUAAACAUAUUUUACAAUAAA